Messenger RNA from Pseudophryne corroboree (corroboree frog), 1368 nucleotides. RefSeq lists its product as uncharacterized. Lineage: Eukaryota; Metazoa; Chordata; Amphibia; Anura; Myobatrachidae. Bases 33 to 1262 code for a protein of 409 amino acids. The record is from RefSeq and is a predicted model, not a curated record. The transcript has 12 exons.
GUUACCCAUGUGGCAGCCUGGGGGUGCCAAGCAUGGAGCAGAAAUUCCACCGGAAACUUUCCUGGCCUCCGGCAAGCGCUAAAGCAAAGAACGUUCAUAGGCACCAUAUCAGUGACCUAAUGAAGCUGUGGAGGAAGAAGACGCAGACCCCGGUACACUCCUCAUACAGAGCGUCUCUCCGGGAGUGUGUGAGCCUUCUGCACGAGUUUCUUGGUUGUUCCCAAAAUAUUCCCAGGACGUGCGGGUGUCGGGAGUCUUCCAUGCAGCAUUCAUAUUCUUCAGACGCGUUUCUCCACCCAGUGUUCCAGUUCCUUGGACAGCGUGAAGAGCUCUCUGGUCUAUAUGGGGGUUCAGGAUCUCCUGGUGAUCUGCUCAGUGAGCUGUUCUUCCAGCUGGAAUCUACCUGCUGCUGGCGCAGACUCUUCGCAGAAGCUCCCCGGUUACAGGAACUCUUACCGGUAUACAGUACAACAUGGAUGCCGGGUCCCCGCCAGAUGCAGUAUUCCUGUGGAAAGCGCUGGGCAGCGGAGCCGGAGCACAGGGUUUCUUGUCAGAGUCCUGUGGGCAAGAGCCAGACAUGCCACAAUCAUUGUACGCCGGGCAGGAGGCCUCAGGAGCACGGGACAGACUUCCCAGCUGAAUGCCUGUAUAACCUGAGCCAGGCCAGGUGCAAAGACUUAACCGAGAAGGAUGUGCGGUCCGACCAAAGACCGAGACGGGGAUAUUUGGUCUCAAUCCGGGAGCUGAAGAACUCUCUGAAGACUGACUUGGAGGACCACCAGCUCUACCUCAUGGAUAUAGAGUCCCGUUUGUGUGGCCUGGAGCGCCGAGCGCAGGACGUAACACGACAUCUGGAGAGAGCCAAUCUAGAGCUGAAAGCCAUUAAACAAGGAAGCGUCUCAUCGAGGACUCUUGUGGGUCAGCGGAGGUCUUCCCUGGUGAGCAGUGAUCUAGAGAAGAUGGAGGAGUGGGACCUUCACGUCCUGGACAGUCCCUGGGAACAGUGGGCGUGGAACGUGGACGUACUGUGGUCAGACAGGUUGCGGUGUGAUGAGACUCCGCCUUCACAGAAUAAACGUCGCAGAGCGGAGGACCCUGCUCACAGACCUGACCGGGGACGCCCGGCAGAUGGCGCCAGGAGCUGCUGGAGCCACAUACAGACUGGCAUCUCCCUGUGCCAGGACAAGGUUAAUGUACUUAUACAGCAGGUCACUCGGCAAAUCAACCGGACUGAGACCGAUCUAAACGCCACGCGGACCUAGAGGAGACGGAGGGGGGGGUGAGAAGAGGACAACGCCCCAAUGCUGCCAGUGUGUGGCCCCAAUAUUAAUUACUCAUUAUUUAUUAAUAAACUAUUAUCAGCACAAA